AGGCCGUAUCGCGUCUCCAACUGGUUUCCUCCUAUUCCUCCUCUUUUCUUCAUCACAAUUGCCCAUGCGACUUUGACCUUUGCGCCUGUAAAUCACAUUCUGAAGUAUACAUUGCACCAACACAACUCGGCUUUCAUACCCGUCGGAGGGUCCGAUGAGACCGGUUCCAAUAAGGUCGUCAAACAGUCCAGUCCAGUCGAGUCGAGAGAGGACAGUCUUUUGGGCUGA
This is a messenger RNA of Protopolystoma xenopodis, 228 nucleotides long. NCBI's taxonomy places the organism in Eukaryota, Metazoa, Platyhelminthes, Monogenea, Polystomatidea, Polystomatidae. The record is from the annotation of a GenBank genome assembly.